Molecule: messenger RNA, 2193 nt
Organism: Sphaerodactylus townsendi
Lineage: Eukaryota; Metazoa; Chordata; Lepidosauria; Squamata; Sphaerodactylidae
Gene: SEMA6B
Product: semaphorin 6B
Exons: 17
Coding region: 93-1946 (617 amino acids)
Biological process (GO): negative regulation of axon extension involved in axon guidance; positive regulation of cell migration; semaphorin-plexin signaling pathway
Molecular function (GO): semaphorin receptor binding; chemorepellent activity
Source: RefSeq, a predicted model, not a curated record
UUUUUCUUCAAAAAAACCGCGACAGGAUAGCUGCCUCUUUGGGAGACCCCCCAGGUCCGUUCAAGGUGUGACAGGCCUUCUCCGUGGAGAUCAUGACCCCGCCGUGUAUCCCGCUCGUCCUGCUAUUGCUGCUGGAGGGGAUGACCCAGGCCUUGUUCCCCAAAGAGCCCGGCCCCAUCAGCGUGGCCCUUGAUGAAUCUGUGAAGCAAUAUUCGGUCUUUGUGGGAAACGGGGUGGGCCGGUACUCCAGCCAAGAGGGCGGGGCGGAGCGGCUCAGCAUCCAGCGGAUGGUGACAAUCAACAGGACCCUCUACAUCGGGGACAGAGAGGAUCUUCAGUCGUGGGCGGUGGGACAAGCAGACUGCCCACAGCUCUUUGCACUCAAGAAAAUGUCGCCGGGGGAAUGUGGGAGCUCCGGCCACACCAUGCUCCAAAACAGAAUCAGAUCCCACAGUGCUUUUGAAGUUAUCGUUUCUAAAGGCAAAGGCAUCCUUGUGUCUCUAGCAGUAGCCCGAAUCCCUGGCAGAAGCGAAUGCGGCACUUGGCUGAGCUUCACCGUCACCAUGGCCAGCACCCGGCAGCUAGAAGAGCUAAAGGAAAGGCCGUCGCUCCCCCGUCACAACUGUGCCCCCGAGCUCCCCAUGGAGUUCAGGGCAGAGGCGCAGCUGAAUGCCAGCCAGUGGGGCUUGUCUCACCCCCAAACUCCUCGUGGAGCUGAACUAGUAGCAGGCAUCACUGCAGGACUCCGCGCCGCUCCACACUCCCACCAAGGGCAGCAGGCCCAUCUCCGGAUUCGUGGGCAAGGCGCCCAGUGCGACAUGGUCAACGGUUUCCACAACAGAACCCCCCUUUUAAUGGAUCCCGCUGGAGAAAUUGUGUGUGCGUGUUUGGAAGACAGUCUCCUCAAUGUCGCACCAACCUCUGACGCCACUUCCAGUACAAAACCGGAACCAGCUGGAGAAUCUCGUUAUCAUCAGAAGCUGACGUGGAGGUCAAAUCAGCAUGAUAUCAACAUCUGCCGAAUGAAAGGGAAGCACGAGGCAGAGUGCCGGAAUUUUAUCAAAGUCCUGCUUCUCCGCAACGACAACAUGCUUUUCGUGUGCGGCACCAACGCCUUCAACCCGGUCUGCGCCAACUACAGUAUGGACAAGCUGGAACCCAUUGGGGACAACAUCAGCGGCAUGGCCCGGUGCCCCUAUGACCCCAAGCAUGCCAACGUGGCUCUCUUUACAGGAGGGAUGCUCUUCACCGCCACGGUGACAGAUUUCCUGGCCAUCGAUGCCGUGAUUUACCGCAGCCUCGGAGACAACCCGACCCUGCGAACAGUCAAGCACGACUCCAAGUGGUUCAAAGAGCCAUAUUUUGUCCACGCCGUAGAAUGGAAGAGCCACGUUUAUUUCUUCUUCAGAGAGAUCGCCAUAGAGUUCAACUAUCUAGAAAAGGUGGUGGUUUCACGGGUGGCCCGGGUCUGCAAGAACGACAUGGGUGGCUCGCAGCGGGUGCUGGAGAAGCAAUGGACGUCCUUCCUGAAGGCUCGGCUCAACUGUUCAGUUCCGGGAGACUCUCAUUUCUACUUCAAUGUCAUCCAGUCGGUCACAGACGUCUUCCUGCUGGAUGGUUCUAAUCGGCGGCUCUGCAGUUUUUUUCUUACCACCAACAGUAUCCCUGGCUCUGCUGUCUGUGCCUUCGAUAUGGCCCAAAUUUCCUCAGUGUUUGAGGGGCGCUUCCGGGAGCAAAAGUCCCCUGAAUCAAUUUGGACCCCAGUUCCUGAGGAAUUGGUACCAAAACCACGGCCCGGAGGUUGCGCUGCCCCCGGAAUGCGUUAUAAUUCCUCCAGCUUCUUUCCGGAUGAGAUCCUCAAUUUCGUCAAGACACAUCCCCUGAUGGACGAGUCGGUUCCAUCCCUGGGCAACGCACCCUGGAUCAUCCGGACCAUGACUCGGUAAGAGAAUGCUAAAAAUGGAAACCGUGACUCACAUCCUGCACAAAUGCAGCUGGGGGGAUGGGACUUUUCAUAAAACGUCUUACCAGGCCAGGACAGCAAAUUGUGACGAGCAGUGUUAGUUGUAGGGUUAGUUGUGGCUUGUGUAGAUACUAGUCUCAGCUCUGGGGUCUCUGUGACUCUGAAGUUUAGGGUGAUGAUCACCCAUCCAGGCACUUCCAAGAAUUCUUCUUCUUAGUUCUGAGUUUCCA